UCCCCACGGGUGGCUGACUGGGCAGGCGGCCCAACACCACCUCGAAAGGCUGAAACGGUGAAGGGGGCCCCGCCACGUGAUGGCAUAGGAUCCUCUGCGCCCCCGCCGCAGAUAGGAGCGGCAGCGGCUCAUCAUUCCCUCGUCAGUACGCCUCGGCGGCAGGGUGAUUUCCCAGGAUCAUUGCCGGGAGAAGGCAACAACAGAAGCGCGUGGUCACCGGGUGAGCUGCCAGGACCAGGAGUAGCUUUGCCAGCCCAACGAUCUCAAGACGAGGAGCUCGCAUCCUAGAUGCUGGGCCCUGUCUACGUGGAACCUACGCCAACUUGGAAUGCCAAUCUUCUCUACAAGUUCUCUUGUGAUGCCACCAUCGAUGCUACUCGCAUGUACACGUACUUGUACAAAAUACAAGUAUCAUACUAGAAAAUACUUGUGGAUUAAUACGGAGUAGUAUGCAUCAACAAACCAUGGCAAUGUGCGUCACUGUUCCUACUUUUAUGAGUCCCUGUCCUUGCCCAUCAGCCCCCAUCACGCCCGUUUUCAGGACGGGCAGGCUCUAUACGUGGCAGGCGACCAAUGAAUGUUCCAACUGCAAUCCCCUCCCGCCAUCAAUUCCAAUCAGACGGCUGGCAAAACACAUGCCGCAUUUCCGACGCGAUCGGGCGACGGGCGCCUUUAUCAUCGCGUCCGCUCUGACCCGUAGCGACGCCGUCCACCCUCUUCCUGGCGAGCAGCAAGUCCAGCAAACAAAACCCGGGCGAAAAUCCUCCGCCGCCCGCUCGCGCCCGCCUCGCCGCCAAUCCCAAUCCGGCAAUCCCUUCCAAACCGACGCGGCCCCCCUUGCCUGCCCUGCCUUGCUCCCCCCGCGCGACCAGGCUCGCCCCUCGCGCUCGCACACGCGGGCGGGCGCAUGCGAGGCCACACCGCGCCCGGCCCCAGGUAAGCGCCUCCCCACCCCCGCGCCCGGCAAUGUCGGCGCACCUCUCGCCGCCCCACCGCCCAUCCCUCGCCGCCGGGGACGCCAAGAAGCAGACGCACCUCGGGGCCGACCCCAGCAGGAGGACCUCCUCCUCCUGCUUCGGCGGCGGCGGCGGCGGCGGCGGCGACCACAGCAGCCCCAAGAAGCCCGGGCCCUCCGCGGCCAAGCUCGCGCUCGCGUCCUUCCUCGGCGUCAUCGUCCUCCUCGCCGCGGACGCCUCCCUCGCCGGCGCCGGAGCGCACCGGCGCCUGCGGCGCCAGUACCUGCGCUACGUCGGCAGCGCGGGUGGGGGCGGGAGCGCCGGCUCUUCCUCGUCCGCGUGGCUCUCCGUGCCGGACCGCACCAACUUCACCGACGACCUCCUCGCGCGGUGGCUCGCGCCGGGGGGCUCCCCGUGCCGGGACGCGCGCACCGCCAACAUCUCCGUCCCGGUCCUCGACGGCGCCGCGGCGAGGGGGGAGGUGGCGGAGCUCGGCGCGGGCGAGAUCCACGAGUUCACGUUCUGGGCGCUGGACGACGCCGGCAGGCGGCGCUGCCUCGGCGGGGACUACUUCGAGGUGGACCUCUCCGGGGCCGCGUGGAAGUCGCGGCCCCCCGUCAUGGACCGCGGCGACGGCUCCUACUCCGUCCGCCUCCAGGUCGCGCCCCGCUUCGCCGCGGGGGAGUUCCGCCUCACCGUCGUCCUCCUCUUCCGCAGCUUCGAGGGGCUCAAGUUCUCCUCCGCCAGGUUCAAGUACCGCGCUGAGCUGCGCCGCAUCCCACUCCUGUUCCGGCCGGACAGCAACGUGUCGCUCCCGGCACUGGAGGUGUGCCGCGCCGCGGACUUCGCGCGCGACGCCUGGUCCGGCCGGUGGACGCGGCUCGCCAAGAACGACGACUGCGAGGACGUCGACGCCGCGGGCCGGUACCGUUGCCUGGAGCCGGACCACCCGUGCGAGGCCCCGUGGUGCGACGGCCCUCUUGGCGCGCUGGAGAGCAACGGGUGGGUGUACUCGGCGCACUGCUCCUUCAGGCUCUUCGCGGUCGACGCGGCGUGGCGGUGCCUCGAUGGCAAGUGGCUCUUCUUCUGGGGCGACUCCAACCACGUCGACACCAUCCGGAACCUCCUCACCUUCGUCCUCGGCGUCACGGACACGUCCGUCGUGACGCGCCGCUUCGACGCCGUGUUCACGAACCCCAGCGGCGGGCCGGGGACUCUGAGGAUCACGAGCAUCUUCAACGGCCACUGGAACAUGAGCAUGAACUACCUCGGCCUGCAUUCCCUCCGGAACAGGGGGUUCCGGCAGCUAAUCCGGUCCUACUUCAUGUCCGGUGACCGCGUCCCAGAUGUCGUGAUCCUCAACUCCGGCCUGCACGACGGGUGCUACUGGACCAGCGUCCGCGCCUAUGCCCAGGGCGCCGAGUUCGCAGCACAGUUCUGGUCGGAUGUCAUGGCUAAAGUGCGUGCUCGUGGCCACGCCGUGCCGAGGGUGUUCUACCGUACUACGAUCGCGACUGGGGGGUAUGCUAGGGACCUGGCAUUCAAUCCAAGCAAGAUGGAGGCGUUCAAUGGCGUGCUCGUUGAGAAGAUGAGGCGGCAUGGGGUGCUCACUGGUGGGGUGAUCGACAAUUUCGACAUGACAUUCCCAUGGCACUAUGACAACCGCUGCAAUGACGGUGUGCACUACGGGCGCGCACCGGCGAGGCUGGUGUGGCGGGAUGGCAAGAUUGGGCACCAGUAUUUCGUGGACCUGAUGCUGGGCCAUGUGCUCCUCAAUGCCAUCUGCAAUGGAUGAGAAUUGCGGGUUCCAUGCUCUGUAAGUUUCUGGUGCUCAAUUGUAUAAACUAAAGUUAGGCUGGUUAGGGAGCUGAAUUUGCCAAGACGAGGUAUAGAUACACGGUUGCAGAGUUCAUGUGUACAUCAGAUGUGGGAAGAGAGAGGCGAGUGGGGGUUUUAGCUGAAGCAAUUUGUAUGGUCAGACAUCUGAUCUUUCAGCUAUGCUACUGACCUGAUCUUGCUCUAGUGGGCAAGGAAGAUUGAGAAAUCGAUCGGAGCUACCUAUGAGGAAGAUCAGGUACAUGUAAAUAUAUAGCACGACUAUUCGAGGAGGCUUUAUGCUGUACAAAUCAGUAGGUUCAAUGAUUCUGUUCAGUGCUAGUUUACUUUCUUAGUAAUGCUCUGUUCUGUUCGGUUCA
This is a messenger RNA of Panicum hallii, 3151 nucleotides long. RefSeq lists its product as uncharacterized. The record is from RefSeq and is a predicted model, not a curated record. The coding region runs from base 967 to 2751 and encodes 594 amino acids. The transcript has a single exon. Lineage: Eukaryota; Viridiplantae; Streptophyta; Magnoliopsida; Poales; Poaceae.